Molecule: messenger RNA, 2517 nt
Organism: Dromaius novaehollandiae (emu)
Lineage: Eukaryota; Metazoa; Chordata; Aves; Casuariiformes; Dromaiidae
Gene: NUB1
Product: negative regulator of ubiquitin like proteins 1
Exons: 15
Coding region: 171-2006 (611 amino acids)
Biological process (GO): regulation of ubiquitin-dependent protein catabolic process
Molecular function (GO): protein binding
Source: RefSeq, a predicted model, not a curated record
CGCUGCGGGGGCGGGGCCUGUUCCCGCCCCGCCCCCUGCCGCCGCGCCGCUGGGGCACCGAGGUGUCGCCGCCCCGUCAGCGAGAGGCCGCCGCGCCGGACCCGCGAGGGGGGGCCCGAGCCCCCUCAGGGGCCGCCCGCGCCCCCGAGGGGCGGCCGCCGCCGCUCAGAAUGGCACAAAAGAAGUAUUUAAUAGCAAAACUGACAAGUUGCUUAAGAGAAGACAAAAUUCAGCUGUGGAAACCACCAUAUACAAAUGAAAAUAAAGAAGCUGGUGAAGAAAUGAAGGAGCUUGUACAAAAAUAUGCAUCCAAGCUGAAUAUCAAUAAGAAUGAUACAGAGAGCAUGCUUGAAGAAAUACGAUGUAAAGCAAUUGAGCGUGGAACAGGAAAUGAAAAUUUUAAGGUGACUGGGAUUGCGAGGCUUGAUAUAUAUCUGCCACGUAGAAAAAGCAGAAAAAUCCCACUGGAAACUAACCUGUUUAUCACAGGCAAAGAACUCAGAUCACAGAUAGCACAAGAACACGCAUUCAAAGAAAAUGCUAUCAAAAUAAUCAUAAAUAAGAAGCAGCUUGACCUGGGAAAAACCUUGGAAGACCAAGGUGUAACACACAAUGCAAAAGUUAUGGUACUGCAGCUGGAACAGAGCGAUGAGGAAACUAAAAGAAAAGUUCAGGAAGAAGAACUACAGCGUCAGAAAGAAAAAGAAAUAAGUGACAAGAUGCAAAGAACUAAGAAGGGUUUGGAAAUUCUAGCAGAGAGAGAGGAGUACUUAGAUCCAGACUCUACUCCAUACCUAGAUAUAGCUAAUCAGACUGGGAGGUCGAUCGAGAUUCCUCCUCAAGCUAAAAAAGCACUUGUGCUGGCAAUGGGUUAUCAUGAAAAGGGCAGAGCAUUAAUGAAGAAAAAAGAAUAUGAAAUAGCACUGCCAUAUUUGUUGGAUGCUGAUAAACACUUCUGUGAGUGCAGCACAGAUCUGCUCAAUACAGUUGAUAAUUAUGCAGUAUUGCAGCUGGAUAUAGUGUGGUGCUACUUCCGCCUGGAACAGCUGGACUGUCUGGAUGACGCAGAGAAAAAGCUGACCACAGCCCAUAGGUGCUUCAAGAGGUGCUAUGGGGAAAACCAUGAAAGACUUAUUGAUAUCAAAGGAAGCUAUGGUCGUGAGAAGGUUUUAUUUCUAAGGCUUUACCUUCUCCAAGGGAUAGGACACUAUCACAGUGGCAGAGAAAAGGAGGCUGCUGAGUAUAUUCAGAAGGCAUCUGGUUUAUAUGAAGAGCUGUCCAUAGAUCCUGAAAAAGUUGAUCGCCUGUCACUUCUGGGAUUCUCUGAACAGGAAGCUCGCCUUGCCCUGCGAGCAUGCCAUGGGAACGUGGAGCAUGCUGCCAAUCUUAUAACCAACAGGAGAGAGGAAAAGGCACAAAUAAGGAGGGAGGAGAGAGCUAAAAGGCGGCAGCGACAGGAAGACAUAAAUACCCUGAAGAGCAUGGGCUAUUCAGAGAGAGCUGCUCAAAUAGCUCUUCAUCAAGCACAAGGAAAUGUGGACCAAGCCUUUAAGUUUAUUCUUGACAAUCCUGAGUUAUUGUUGGAAAAUGAUGACGAUGAUCCUGUGGCCAUGGACCAGCUUCAGGUUUCUCAGGAAAGUAUUGAUCAAUUGAUGUACAUGGGUUUCAGCCAUGAGUCAGCAGAGCAAGCAUUAAAAGUCUUUAAAGGCAACAUCCACUUAGCUUCCCAAACCCUUGCUCAUUAUGGAGGAGUUCUUCCUGCUUCAUUGCUGCUGUCUCCAGAAGGGUCCAGCUCAUCAGAAGAAUCAACUUCAUCGAAAGACUCACCUACAGAGUCUGCAGGUUCUUCUAGUUCCCCAACAGAUGAAGACAUGGAGACUGAUGCAGUCAAUGAAAUCCUAGAGGAUAUUCCUGAACAUGAAGAGGAUUAUCUGGAUUUAACACUGGAGGAGGAGGAACAGAUCAUUCAUGAAUACUUAUCCUAUAUACAAGUACCACAGCAUUAAAUCCUAUUACAUCUGCUUCAGUUAUAUGCAUUUACCUUGGCAAAUUGAGUUUGGAUUAUAAAUGCAUCUUCAGCUUAUCUUUUACUAAAUGCCUUGAAUUCAGUUAAACUACAGGUAAAUCACUUAAUUCCUGCUUAUUUAUAAAUCUGCUUAAAAGCCUACAUUUGUGAUACAUCAUAAUUUAUUGUCAUAGCAGAAAAAUAGAAACAUUUAUUUUCAGAAGAAAAUUUAAUAGAAUUAACUAUAUUUUUAUUGUUGUGAAAUAAGUUAAUUCACUUAGUAUACAAGUAAAUAAGCAUUUCUACACCAUUUUAAAAUACCAGCUUUAAAAAAUAUUUAUAAAUCAGAAGCCUAGCUGAUGAGCUAUAUAGAGCUAUCAACUUACAAACUGGUUUUGUUUUCUUCUGAAAGACUUCUCAUUUAUGUGUAUCCGUUGUGCAUGGAUUUAUACUGCAUUUUGCUUGUCACUUCAUGCAGGUGUUACAGAGCCAAUAAAGAUGACUAUAUGCUG